AUGGCUAUAUUCAAACUGGCCUCAAAAUCACCACUGAAACCAGCAACAACCGCAAAAACGUCAGCAGCAAAAACAACAAAAACACCAAAACUGACUUCCGGUUCAGCAGCAGGAGCAGGCAGACGAAACAGGAGGGCCUCCAUGCACGAUGCCCUCGACUGCAGCAUGAUCGACGCCAGCCUCUAUCGCCAUGACGUUAUAACGGAAGAAGAUGCAAUCAGCACACCUACCCCACGUGAUGCCGAUGAUUUCGAGGCAACAAAAACAAAUGACGAUGACGUCACCAACGGCCGAAGCAGAAUUAACCUAACCGCUAUUUACUCCUACGAACAAAAUUUAUUAACCGUACAACUGAUCUCGGCACGUGAUCUUCCUCCAGCUCCUCCAACGGACAGCACUUUUGACCAACCACAGAUCAGGUACACAUUUGCUCGUCUAAGAUUGGUCGACAAAUCAAAUCGUCGUAAUCGGCGCAUGUCAAACCCCGCACUGCUAAGCAGAGAGUACUUGCAGACGAGACUGCAACCGGAACUCCUCAACCCCAGAUUCAACGAGGAGUUCCUCUUUGAAGUCUUCCCCACCAAGGCGGUCAAACACGAACAACAGCAACUUCAGCGACAACAAAACGUGCAUUGUGAUGACGACCCUCUAAGAACGGCAACGUCUUACAACGACGACGACGACGACGACGAUGAUGAUGGGAUCUCAUCAAAUAAAGUAGCGUCGAGAAAAACUAAAAAAAAUAAAGAGUUUUCAAACCGGGCUCUUGAAGUGCUGCUGUAUAGAUGCGCCAGUGACGACAGGAGCACUGGAGCGUGUGUGGCUACUGCUCUUGUCGAUCUCAAUCGCUUGUGUCUCGCCGAUCAGAUGGUCGAAGUAUGCCAGGAAGUUACUGCUGCCAAAGAAGUCACUGGGAUGGUCAUUUAUUUUUGUCACAUUUCAACACGAUAA
Molecule: messenger RNA, 951 nt
Organism: Helobdella robusta
Lineage: Eukaryota; Metazoa; Annelida; Clitellata; Rhynchobdellida; Glossiphoniidae
Exons: 3
Coding region: 1-951 (316 amino acids)
Source: RefSeq, a predicted model, not a curated record